This is a messenger RNA of Nothobranchius furzeri (turquoise killifish), 9805 nucleotides long. It is a transcript of the gene rreb1a, whose product is annotated as ras responsive element binding protein 1a. The record is from RefSeq and is a predicted model, not a curated record. Gene Ontology annotation, cellular component: nucleus. Gene Ontology annotation, molecular function: RNA polymerase II cis-regulatory region sequence-specific DNA binding; DNA-binding transcription activator activity, RNA polymerase II-specific. Lineage: Eukaryota; Metazoa; Chordata; Actinopteri; Cyprinodontiformes; Nothobranchiidae. Gene Ontology annotation, biological process: regulation of transcription by RNA polymerase II.
GAGGAGAGAGGAGGAGGAGAAGCCGGAGUAAAGUUUGUCCAAGUUUGCACAUCCCUUCGGAAACGCCAUUUUGAUUCCUCUCCUCUUCGGAGUGACUUUCAGCCUCUUUCCUCCUCCAUCCUGUCUUUAUUUGUUUAUUCUUCAUCCUCCAUCACCGCCAUCCUCCUCCUCCUCGCCACGAUGGCUCGGCGCAAGCAGCCCAACCCCAACAAAGUCCGGGUGUGAGUUUCAGACACAAACACAACAAACCCCGCCCCCUUCUGCGCCGCUCCUGAGGCUCGAGUGAGAGUUGAGUUACGUAACAGACGGCAGCCAUGGAGAACGUUACAGAGGAGUUGCAAGAAAAGGGCGGAGCCAACAUUGACAUGAACAAGGAGGAGGCGGAGCCAGAAGAGCAGACGACGCACAAUGAAGUCGAAGCGAUCAACGGAGUGAUGGAGGAAGAGAAGGAGGCAACAAGUGAAGGAGAAACGAUACAGCAAGGAGACCAAGGAGGAGACCUAUCCUCUAUCAACGCCAUGAUGUCAGCUGUGAUGUCAGUUCCUGGAACCAUGAAUGGAGGAGGAGAUGAAGGAGGGAGUGGAGUUACGUCAGUCAACUCCUCUGCUGGCCCCUCCCCCAGUCCUUCACCCAGCAAGUCGCUUACGGCCGCAAUGAGGGCCCCGCCAAGUCGCACCGCACGCCGCAACCACGACACCAAAGACGACGGUUCUACCCACAUCUGUCCCCUGUGUGAUAAGAGCUGUCAGACCCAGCAUCAGCUGACCAUGCACAUUCGACAGCACAAUGCAGACACCGGUGCCACGGACCACUCCUGCAGCAUCUGUGGGAAGUGCCUAAGCUCCGCCUCCUCGCUCGACCGACACAUGCUGGUCCACAGCGGAGAGAGGCCAUACAAGUGCAACAUCUGUGGACAAACGUUCACCACUAAUGGCAACAUGCACAGACACAUGAAGAUCCACGAUAAGGACCCGGCGAGCGGUCUGCUCCCCAUCAGCAGCCCCCCCUCCCCCACCAAACGCCGCCGGACGUCUGUUAAGAGAAAGCAAGACUUUGACGAGGAGAAUGGAGACGAGGCUCCCAGUAAAAAGGUGAUGGACGACGCUGCAUUUGAAGAGGCAACAGCGAUCCAGGGCUCGGAGGAGGAGCUGCUGCCCUGUCCCAUCUGCUUCAAGACCUGCAGCUCCAGACUGGAUCUGGACGCCCACAUGGACUCUCACCCUGACACGAUGCUCAGGUGUGACCUCUGCUGCCUCUCCUUCCGAACACACAGAGGACUGUUACGUCAUAACGCAGGGGUUCAUAAGCUCCUCCCCCAGGACCCCAAUGGCCGACCCUUCAUUCAAAACAACCCCUUCAUCCCCACCGGCUUCAAUGACCUGGCCUUCAUAGACUUCUCAUGCAAGAAGUUCGCUCACAUUGCUCAGGUGUGGUGUGAGACCAACCUGCGGCGCUGCAUCAGUAAGUUCCACCGCUUCGUCUGUGACGGCUGCGAUAAGGCCUUCCCCCUGCGCUCUGCCCUGGACCUCCAUAAAACCACCUCCCACUCAGUCACACCCUCUGACCCAGAAGGAGCUGAGGAGAAGCUGAAGGAGAAUGGAGAUAAAGCUGCUGAGAAUGGAGAUGGUGACCAGUUAGAUGAAGAUCUGCCGUCAGAGCAGCAAGGCUUCCUGGGAUUUCUGGGCCUUAAGCACAUUUCAAAGGUGGAGACUGGUCCUACUGAUGAUGAGAUCCAUCAGGCCCACCUGGACAGCAUCAAGGUCAUCCACGUGGAGCCGUCGUCCUCCAGCUUGCCCCUUGAGCCAGCGUCCUCCUGCCUGUCGGAGGGGUUGGUUCCCAUGUUGGGUCUGGGAGUUGGAGGACUGGCGGCUCUGAGCAUCCCACUCCUGGAUGGCUCCACCCUGCAGGGCCUGUCCCAGCGGGAGGCCCUGAGCCUGUUGUCCCUGCAGCCGUUCCAAGCUGGCUUCCUGCUGCAGCCUGAAGGGGGCGCCACCACAGCCAGCGCUGCCUCAUCAGGGGUCAAACCCGGAGAGGCGGGUGGAACUGGGGUUGUGGAGCUGGCGGAUAUCCAACAGAUCCUCAAAGUGGCGACUGCAUCGCCCAAUCAGAUCCCUCCCCUGGCCAAAGCUCCGGGGUUCAGCGGAGGUCACGGUCUGGUUAUGGGUCAGAAGGCCAUGCCUCCUUUAAAGCCCAAACCUCCCAUCAGCCCCCGCUCCAGCCUCACAACAACCACGCCCCCCCCUCUGCAGAGCUCCCAGCAGGCCUCCCUAGGCUGCAUCAGCCCCAGCCUCCCCCCUCCUCCCCACACCCUCCUCAAAAAUUCCUCCUCCUUGGUAGGGGGCGGAGCUCAGAUGGAUGCAGAGUGUAUGGGGGACACGCCGCUGUCUGAUUCACCACCUGCUGCCACCACAGCUGUUCAGGAGGAGGCGGGGCUUAGCAUCAGGAAGGUGGGAACCAAAGCGGGCAUAAAUAGCAGUGGCGGGGUGAAGGGCUCUUUCCCGUGCCGGUCGUGUGAUCAGGUGUUUGCCUUCUCCGGAGUCCUGCAGGCCCACAUGCGCUUUCAUCUUGGCACGCUUCCCCAUCAGUGCAACAUCUGCGACUACGUGGCACCGGACAAAGCAACGCUGAUCCGCCAUCUUCGUACACACAGCGGUGAGCGGCCAUAUGUGUGCCGCGUCUGCCAUUACCCCUUCACUGUCAAGGCCAACUGCGAGCGCCACCUCAGGAAGAAACAUGCCAAGACUUCCAGGAAGGACAUCGAAAAGAACAUCAAAUAUGUCACCUCAACCACUACCGCCAGCAUGGCGGUGUCGAUCACAGCGACAACCCAAGACACGGAGACCAGCUGCACUGGGGCUGAGACCACCUGCCGGUUCUGUGGCGAGGACCUGAAAUCGUACCGCGCCCUGCAAAUCCACCUGCGCACGCACAACGGCUGCCAGAGGAAACCGUUUGAGUGCCGCCGCUGCGGCGCCGCCUUUCUGGCUAAACGGAACUGCAUUCACCACCUGCUGAAGCAACAUCCAGAGGUCCAGGAGCGGGAGAUUGAGGACCACAUCGCCACACUCAUGCCUACCUCCACUGGCACCACCACUCGCCCUUCCCUGGUUAAUCAGGUGGCACUGAACGGGAUCAGUCACCCAGGUCAGGUGCUCCGAACGCCGAAGGUGGAGGAACCGGGUUAUCCUGUAGAACUGGACCAGCCUCUGGACUUCUCAUCUAAAGGUCGAGGCCCCUGCGCUCAGGUUGGAACUCCCUACAUCAAAUCUGAGAGCUCCUCCCCCAGCUUUGACUGUUCCUCCCUCGACCAGCCAAUCGACCUAUCCAUCCCUAGCAAGCGGCAGCGCCGGGAUCUGGGUGGGGAAGAGAAAGAUGGUGCCGUUACAGAGUCCACUUUGCUAAAGGAUGAGACGAUAGCCAGUGUCUUCCCGCCUCUGCAGUCUCACCCACCGCUGGGCUGCUACCAGCUUCCCUCUUCCUCCACUCACACCACCUCAGCUCGAGCCCCCCGCCUCAAGCCUCUGCUGCCCAAACCUGCUUCCACAUCAUCUCCACCUUCCGUGAAGGAGCUGGCUCCUCUGGCCUCCAUCGCUCAGAUCAUCAGCUCUGUGUCUACAGCUCAGAGCCUGCUGGAGGGAAAACCGCCGCCAGGAGCCUCCUGUCAGACGGAUUCAGCUGCUGAGGCUCCUGGACCCUCCGCCCUCCAGGAUGUGGCGAGCGAAGAUGCGUCUGACGGAUCCUCCAGAAGACGGUCGAGGAAGAAGCCGGCAGCUCUGGUAGCAAAGGAGAAGCUGUUGAGCAGCAACAUCGACCUGGAAUCCAGCGGAGAGUUCGCUAGCGUGGAGAAGAUGCUCGCCACCACAGACACCAACAAGUUCAGCACCUACCUGCAGACCAGCACGGAGCUGGUAGCAAAGAGAGACACAGAAAAAGCAGGAGACAACGGAACAGAGAAGGAGGUAAGAGUGAAGGAGGAGGGGAAACCACCUGCAAUGGCCGUGACCGGUUCUCAGCCCAAAGGGAAAAAGAAUGCCUACUCCAACUCAGUCCAGAAGAUGACCUGUCCCUUCUGUCCCCGAGUCUUUCCCUGGAUGAGCUCUCUGCAGAGACACAUGCUGACCCACACAGGUCAGAAGCCAUUCCCGUGUCCUCGCUGUGACGCCUUCUUCUCCACCAAGUCCAACUGUGAGCGCCACCUGCUGCGCAAACAUGGCGUCACUCACAGAACUCUGCGACGCAACGGUGCUAUUAUGAAGAAAGAUGGCGACGAGGGCUCGCCUGAGAGUGCCGAGAGCCAGUCGGAGACGGAGCAGACCACACCGGAAAAACCAGAUCCCGGCAGUGCCGUGGACCCAGGCCCUGCCCCCUGUGUUUAUAACACCGCCUCUAACCAAAACUCACCACUAAGCCCCACCCACAAACCCAGUCAAGCGUGCAGUUCGGCUGUUGCAGCUGCUGAGCAGCGAGAACAGGAGGCCACCGAACAUCCUGACCUGCAGGUGGCGCCAGAAAACAAAGGAGCAGGAAAACAGGCCCCGCAGGGCACCAAGGUGGAGGUCAUGGAUGAUGAAGACUGUCAAAGCAACAAAAGUCUGGACCUGAACUUUGGCAAAAAGCUCAUCGACUUUAAGCUGUCCACGUCCUCCUCGGGCUCCACCCCACAAGAAGAGCAACCCUCCUCCCCCUCACCUCUGUCCUCUACUCCCCCGGAGCCAUCAGAGAGCUCGGAGGAGAAACCAGCAGCUGCCUCCUCCUCCUCCUGCAGCCCUACAGACAAGCAGCAGCCAGAAUACAAACACACAUGUCGCGUCUGCAGGAAGAGUUUCCGCUACGCCACCACUCUGGCCCGACAUGAGAGGGCGCACCUCUUAGAGGAGGCGCCGGCUCCCACAGAGGAGGUUUCACCAGUCGAGGAGGAGAAGGAAGAGGUGAUGGAGAGCAUUACUGCUGAGGAGGAGAUAGACACUGAGAUGGAGGUAGAAGAGGGAGGGGGAACAGUAGUGGAAGGUGAAGGAGGAGAGAGAGGUGAAUCGGAGGAGGAGAAGGAGAAGGAGGAGAGGAGCGAUGAAGAGGCAUCAGAACCAAAGAGUUUGGAGGGAGGAGGGAAGGGAGGAGAACGGGUGGACAAGAGGAAGAAGAUCUGCAACGAGUGUGGGAAGAGAUUCUGGUCCCUGCAGGACCUGACCAGACAUCUGAGGUCACACACAGGUGAGCGGCCCUACAAGUGUCAGACCUGUGAGCGGACCUUCACCCUGAAGCACAGUCUGGUCCGGCACCAGCGGAUCCACCUGAGGCCCCGUGGCGCUGACGGCUCCUCCGGCGCCAACGACGACGCCAGCGAGGAUGGAGACUCCCCGACCCCCACCUCCACCUGCCCCCCUUCAGAGAAUGAAAGUGAGUGUGGGAGCGCCGCCGCCGGGUCCAAGGAGCUGGAGGAGGAUGAAGAGGACCUGAAGGAGGAGGAGGUGAAGGAACCUGCUCCACCACCACCCUCUUCAGUAGAAGCUGAACCCAUAGCCCAGCAGACAUCUACAGACUGGCCUGAUGGAGCUGCUGGUUCAAAGAGCACCUCCACCAGCGACACCCCAGCAGACUCCUCCAAAGACCCCCCUCCCUCCUCUAGCUCUCCAGCAGGAGGCGCUGCAGCAGAUGGACCUCCAGAAGGCUUUAUUGAAGGAGUUCUGGAGCUCUACACCAAGCCCCCCCUGGAGCAUAUCCUCCCCAGCGGAGAGCCCCCCCUGGUGGGGGUGGAGUGACCCCAGCCCCCAGUGCCAUGCAGCCAGCAGCAGCCCAGCUGAACCCUGAAGUGCCUUACUACUAGUCUUAGAUGUUUCUGCUAGAUCUUUAUCUGCAUCGUCUGGAUCGGACUUUUAGAGCUUUUUAUGAUUCUGUUUCUGAGGGAAUCAGCAAGUCAGCAAUAAAAGAUGAUUUAUUAUUGUUCUAUCUUUUGUUUGGAGACUUGAUGAUCAACGUAGGAGACACUUGAAGACCGAUGGACAUGGAAAUCCCAGCCAGGCUCCACAGAACCGCUGCCAGGUUCUGAUGCUGUGACAUGAAAGCAAACGUUUGGAGCAGAACCCUUCAGUCCAACAGGCGCUGGUUGGACAUUUGAUGCUCUCCAGCUCCUCCUCAGCUUCAUGACCUGGCCAUGGACUGGAGGAAGUGGUGGGUCAGGCCGGUCCCACCAGCAACAGAAUCUACUGGUUUAGUAACUGGAAACAACGGAGCAGUCGUCACACCAUCUCUCCCUCUCUCCCCAUGAUCUUGUUGCUCGUCCUUUGGAGGAAGAACUCUGAAAGGGUGAAGAUAGUGUUUGUUAUAAUAGACCCAUCCCACUAUGGACCCCCAGGACCCUCUCUGAUUGGCUGAUCCCAUGGACAGAGGCUAAGCAGCCAUCAUGGCGGAGUGUUUAUUCUUCUGCAUGUGUGCGAUUUAUCGGUGAUAUUUAGGUGUGGGACGGGGAAUUUGUGUUUCUUAAGUAACUGAACAAAUGAAAGUGUGUGUGUGUGUCACCGUCGCCCCCUACUGUUGUCUUAGCUUGAUUCCAGUGACACCAGCAUGCUAGCAUGUCCGGCCACUAACACUCAUUCAGUUUACCUCAGCUGUGACUCUUUAACUGAAUCUUCGCCCGGUCAGGGCGGCUCUGCGCAUCGCCCUUAAAUCUACGUCUUCCUCGCUGAUACGUGGUUGCACCUUCGAAAGCAGACUUGCUACUGAGGGCCAAACCAGAGCUAGCCAGCGCCAACUCGUUAGCGUAGCCUCUAAUGCAGGUAGCAGAGCUGAGUGUGGGGAUGAUGGCAGCUAAAGAAGAGUGAUUUAGUUGAGAAGAACAUUAAGUGCUAAGUUACUGCCUUUCACCAUGAAAGUGGUCCACACGCUAGCUCAGUCCCCACCAGAGAGGGUCCGGCACCAGCUAGCUGCUUAGCUUCAAACAUAUCCAGUUGUUAGUGUCCCAGCGUUCCCUGGGCAGUAUUACUUGUCUUCAGUCCUUGGACUGGGUUAGUAUCAGUGGUCCAGUUGGUUCCAGCCUGUCCCAGUCCAACCAGCUUCAGGUUCUUCUGAAUCAUCUCUACUCAAGCCUGUGGUCCGGGAUUAGAAGCUUCAGAGACAAUCAGUUUCUAUAAAAAUGAACAAAAGACUCCUUUAAUCUCAGACGGGUCCCUGAAGGAGACCGUAGGCCACUCUGGAGGACACGCGUACGGGUUACCAGGUUUAGGUCGGUGGGAACCGAGUUAACUAGCUGCACAUAAACAACAAAGGGCUAACUGUACCGACACCGACCCAACUGGUACCGAUGGUAAUGGGAAGAUGGUUCUGAGGGGUGGGGAGUGUGUGUGUGUGUGUGUGUGUGGGUAAAUGGAAUACUUUGCUACGUGUAUAAUUUUCUCGUUUUAUAUCUGAUAACCUCAAAAGCAAAUGAAACCUCAGCGGCUCGUAUCAGAACUGUAAGUUCCUGCUGUUCCGCGGGUCAGAACUGUUCUGACCAGCACUAACCUCCAGCCCUUCUGCUCCUCCUCCUACCAGCACUUCAGUGCCGAGAGAAAGGGUCGGUUCAGCCCAGAUGUUUUACAACAUGAUUUUCUGCAAACCCAGAUGUUUAAACCGCCUUCAGAAGCUGUUUAUCCUCUCUACUAAUACCACUUCCAUCACUGAGGAGAAACGGUGCGACACUUCCUCCACACCACCAGGUGGCAGUAGUGCCCACAGUAACAUCAAACAGCAACAUCAAAGGAGGAACGUUUGCUCCACUUCCCACUGGUUAACGCUCAGCUACGGGUCUUUGGUGCUUUUAAACACCUUUUUCUGUAAUCACAGUUUUUGAGAUUUUUAAAAUCCAUCAAUCUGGUUGGAUCUGGUUGGGUCUGGUUGGAUCUGGUUGGAUCUGGUUGGGUCUGGUUGGAUCUGGUUGGGUCUGGUUGGAUCUGGUUGGGUCUGGUUGGAUCUGGUUGGGUCUGGUUGGGUCUGGUUGGAUCUGGUUGGGUCUGGUUGGAUACCAGAUUUUUCAGGAAGGAUCGCUCUUGGAUUAAGUAGUAGAAACACAAACUACGACGCCGUUUUUCCGUUUCUCGCUUCCCCCUGUUGCUGUAAACAUGGAAUCGUACACCCCCACCAACCAGCUGCAGGGGGCGGGGUUUCAGCAUGUAGGUCAGAAUAAUCUGGAUGAAGAUAUUUUAGUAAAUGUAGAAAUGAUGUUUAAAAUGUACGAAGCGGCAUAGUAGUGCUAGUACCAGGACUCUUGAAGGUGGAGCCAACAGAUUAUUUGUGUGGACAGGAAGUGGUUCGUUGUGGGCGGGGCCUUCACAUUCAAAGUCUCCUUUGAAAUAAAAACUGAUUAAAAGUAAAUCACAGCAGAAAGCAGGUUUCGUGUUAACGUCCGAUCUGAACAUAUUUACUUAGAAUCGUAGCAGGACAUGUUCAUUGAGCAGUAAGAUGAAUAAACGGUAAUUCACGUUUGUCUUGACCGUUUACGUUAGCGAUCUAACGACUGCUAGCUACGAUUAGCGCUCUGUGACUGAAGCUCUCUGCUAUACGCUUGAGCCUCAACACAACAGUAAAAGUGAAUAAUACGAGACUUUCGUAGCGAUGUUAAACAUGUUCAGGGCAAAAAGCUACACAGCUAAGGGCUGGCGCUGGUUUCUUCGUUUAGCUCCAUAAACUUGCUUUUGACCAGCCGAGGGUUUGUCAGCGAUUUAGAGCAUUUUUGAGUUUGAUCGUUUUUGGUUUGGAGGCAAAACAAGACAAAUGUUAGCUAACACCGACGAGCCUCGGCGGCGGUCGUGGAUUAGAACCGGCCCUUUCUCUGUUUUAGUCUCGAUGCUUCUAGAGAUCUGUGCCCGCUGUGUGUGUGUGUGUGUGUGUGUGUGUGUGUGUGUGUGUGUGUGUGUGUGUGUGGCCAUACAAAUACUGGACUUCCAUUCGAAUGCACAUGGACUUUUUUAAACCGUAUUUAUUUGGAUCCCGUGUGCGUGUGUGACUUGAGAAGAAGCCAUGUAUUAAAUCUCACAUUAAUGCUGCAGAAGUGUUGUGAGGAAGCGCUGGGUUGUUUUGUGGACUCACUGGCUUGCCGUAGAGCAGGUCGGCGUGACUCAGACUAGCAAUAAGAACCCUGAACCUAAAAGCUUUAUGUAGAUAUCCUGUUUGUCUGGGUCUUCUGGUUCUGUUAAUUUUUAGUUUGGUGGAGAUUGUUUUCUUUAUGAAUUAUAAAUACAUAUAAACUGUGAAAUCCAUUGUGUUCAGUUAAAGGGUGACUUAGGUUAGUUUUUAUUUGCAUGUUAAUCUAAUCCAUCCAGUUAUGGAUGAUUCAUCUUCUCUCCAUCACUUCCUGUGCUACACACACACAUAUAUAAAUAUGAAAUUAUAUAUAAUCUCGCUCUCAGGGUCUUUCUCAAAUCCAUUUUUGAAUUGCUUCAUGUUCUUAUUUCCUGAGUCAAAUGUUCAGAUUUAUUAUUUUCUUUUUAAGAUGAUUCAGAUCUGUCAAUCACUACAUUUAGCACUUGACUGUGAACUUGUCAUGGCCCAGUAAACGUGGCUGAGAGCAGACUUCUGAUUCUGGCCCGUUUCUGUUUUAGUUGGAACCUUUUUAACCUUUAGUCCCAGACGAGGAGGACGUUCGACUCGCAUGUGUGCUGGACCUCAAUCUGAAAGCAUUAAUACACAAUCGUCUCGUAAAUUUCUCAUCAGUUUCUCCUUUUUCUGCUGUUUGAAAACAUGACAGUGUUUCACAAAGUCAAGAGAUGUAAACUCUGUAUUCAACCCAAUAAGAAACAGCAAUAAAGAUUAUGUUAAGGAAAGGUGUGCAAAUCUA